AUUCGCUCACGCGUCCCGGAAGUGGAGGUUCACCUGGAAGAGUUUGGAAACAAACUGGCGAUCCAAUGAGUGAGUGUCGACCCUCUGGCAGACAGAUUGAUUGUUGACGGCUCAGUGAUCGGCACACAGCGUGUGAGGAGGAGGAUGAUGAUGAUGAUGAAGUCUCUGUUGAGUGUGGUGAUCUUCAUCCUGAUGGCGUCAGAGAUCAGCGCGAGGAUCCACCAGCUCACACUCAAGAAUGAGACGCGGUCUGUGGUCCACUUGAACUCAUUCGGUUAUUUUCCGGAUGGCUAUCUGGACGUCCACCUGCUGUCUCUGAGACUGCCCCAGGAGAAGAGUGACCCCGGGACGGUGGGCUUCAGUCUGUCCUGGUCUCGAGUGAGUGGUAUCCUGUCCAACACCGAGGAUGGGCAGGAGUGUAAGCUGAAGAACAGUAAGAAUGACACUGAGCUCAUCCUCUUCAUCAUGGACACCAAGCGUCACGGAGUCCAAGUGAGGCACUUUGGUCAUUAUAACUUCACGCUGGAGUCCAGACUCGAUGGAGAGAAAGCAAGGACCAAAAGAGAAAAUAACGAGGCUGAGAAGCCAGAAGAGCCGAGUGUUGAUCAGACAACGAAACAGAAAGAGAAUUCAGAAGAGACGCCGGCUGUCAGCAGCACCGUUAGCCAGAAGGUGGAGAGAUUUGACGGGAAGUGGCUGGAGCUGCAGCAAGAAGGUGAUUCCUACAACUUCAGGUUCCGUCUCACGAUGAGUGCGAGCUCGCAGGGCCUCUACAACCUGGACUUCCACAACUGCCACAACGGCAAGACGCUGAGUCCAUACGCUCUCCACGUGAGUAUCAUAGAGAAGAAUCCCAGUGGUUAUCUGUCAGCGGCUGAGAUUCCCCUUCCGCGCCUCUACAUCUCAAUGGCUGCCAUCUUCUUCAUCGCUGCCGGGGUGUGGACGUACACACUGCUCAAGUACAGGUACAGUGUGUUUAAGAUCCACUGGCUGAUGGCGGCGCUGGCGUACACUAACGCUGUGUCUCUGCUGUUCCACAGUACCAACUAUCACUUCAUCAACUCUAAGGGGAAUCCUAUUGAAGGUUGGGCCGUCCUGUACUACAUCACACACCUGCUGAAGGGGGCUCUUCUGUUCAUCACGCUGGCUCUCAUCGGCACCGGCUUUGCCUUCGUCAAAUACAUCCUGUCAGACAAAGAGAAGAAGAUCUUCAUGAUCAUCAUUCCUCUGCAGGUUCUGGCUAACGUGUCCUAUAUCAUCAUCGAGGAGACGGAGGAGGGCACGAGUGAAUACACUUUCUGGAGGGAGAUCCUGUUCCUGGUGGAUCUCAUCUGCUGUGGAGCCAUCCUGUUCCCUGUCAUCUGGUCCAUCCGACACCUGCAGGAGGAUUCGAACACGGACGGCAAAGCUGCUAUGAACCUGGAGAAUUUGAAGCUCUUCAGACAUUACUAUGUGAUGAUCGUGUGUUAUAUCUACUUCACACGGAUCAUCGCGAUAAUGCUGCAGCUCACAGUGCCGUUCCAGUGGCAGUGGGGUCGGGAGUUUUUAGUGGAGGUUUCUACUCUGAUCUUCUUCGUCUUGACGGGAUUCAAGUUCCGUCCGGCAUCGAAUAACCCGUAUCUACAGCUGCCUCAGGAUGAGGAGGACCUGAAGAUAGAUGAAGUUGUAACCGAAUCCGGAGCACUGGAGGGCAUCCACAAGGUGAAGAAAACGUCUAACGGCCAAGAGAGACCGAGAGAGGUUGCGUUGUGAGUGUCAUAUCAAAGAGGGCGGAGCCUGGACUCUCUACCUCCUCCCCUUCCUGAGGUUGCUGUCCUGGUACCCACAGACUCACUAUGCAAGUGAAAAAACACGGAAUGGAAAAAACGUAUGAGAAUAAAGCGCAGCAGACACGAUUUCCAUGAGAUAACGAGCCGAUUUUCCGGUACAGACUCUGGGAUAACAGUGACAUGGACCGAAUCUCAUGCUUUGGUUUACAGUAAUGAUGUGGUCACUCUGCUCUAUUCCUUAAUUUGUUCGCUCAUUUAUUCCUUCAUUAAAAAGAUGUACAAUCA
Messenger RNA from Carassius gibelio (silver crucian carp), 2054 nucleotides. Its product is annotated as protein GPR108. Gene Ontology annotation, cellular component: membrane; Golgi apparatus. The record is from RefSeq and is a predicted model, not a curated record. The coding region runs from base 145 to 1752 and encodes 535 amino acids. The transcript has 18 exons. Gene Ontology annotation, biological process: transport. Lineage: Eukaryota; Metazoa; Chordata; Actinopteri; Cypriniformes; Cyprinidae.